Molecule: messenger RNA, 885 nt
Organism: Penicillium soppii
Lineage: Eukaryota; Fungi; Ascomycota; Eurotiomycetes; Eurotiales; Aspergillaceae
Product: DUF3632 domain-containing protein
Exons: 2
Coding region: 1-885 (294 amino acids)
Source: RefSeq, a predicted model, not a curated record
AUGUCAAAGGCGAUCUUCAAAUGCACAGAUUCGGAUGAGUUCAAAUUAUUUAAAGGUCUGGUCAAUGAAGAUGUGACAGUCGAAGAUGCCGUACAAUGGGUCAUUGGCGCAACAAUGGACCGUCUAGAAGGCUACGGCCCGGGAGGAACGAUCGACAAAGCAGACGCCAUCACUUUCAAAGUCAUUCUUGAACUUGCAAUGCAAAUCGACCAAGCUCAAUAUGGCCCAUUGGUCGCAUUUUUAAAAGAAUUGAAAUUGUACAAUGCUGUUGAUUCAACGACGGGCCUCGUGUUAAAAGCACAAGAUGGAAGCUGGGUGUGGUCUCAUUUACCCUCCCUCACCGUCUGCGCCCGCGAAAUUUGCGAUGACUUCGAACAUGAUGAUUAUGACUUUUUAUGUGAUCCCAAUAUGGAGCCCGAGCAACAAAUCAGAUGGGCAAAGCUGAAUAUCUUUCUUGCCCAAGUCACUCAAGCCGCCGAUGUCAAAUACACUUCUUCUUCGCAGGCGUUGAUCAGCGAUGCAAUGGAUGAAUCGCAUUUUCUACUCCGUGGACUGCGACGAAUCUUUGAAGAAGGGAUUCCCUCAGAACAACUUACUUCUGGAGUGGGUUUGCUCGGCGUGUGUUACUGGUUUAUUUGUGCAGGCGAUCGACUCUGGGAAAAUGUUCUCAAUGACCGUAAGUACAACAAGUAUGAUGGUCGUCCAGGAGAGCUGUAUUGGAAUCGGAAUUGGAGAGGCUUCGAGCGCGAAAGAUGGAAUGUAUGGGAACAAGGCCUGCGAGAUGCAAGGGCGGCCUGUACACCAGGCCAAGAAGAUGUUGAAGACCUGAUAAACCGUGCUUUAUCAAAGAUGGAGAGUCUAACGACCAAUGAGCUAUGUGACUAA